Messenger RNA from Sinocyclocheilus anshuiensis, 3952 nucleotides. RefSeq names its product TGF-beta receptor type-1-like. Gene Ontology annotation, cellular component: plasma membrane; signaling receptor complex. The transcript has 11 exons. Lineage: Eukaryota; Metazoa; Chordata; Actinopteri; Cypriniformes; Cyprinidae. Gene Ontology annotation, biological process: cellular response to growth factor stimulus; heart development; transforming growth factor beta receptor signaling pathway. Bases 189 to 1604 code for a protein of 471 amino acids. Gene Ontology annotation, molecular function: ATP binding; SMAD binding; transforming growth factor beta receptor activity, type I. The record is from RefSeq and is a predicted model, not a curated record.
GAAGAGCAGAGAGAAGCAGUCAGACAGAAGAGGACAGGAAUGUGUCCAGACUGAACGCGAGCUGGGCGGGGGUCGGUGUCUCUGCGCGCAGCCAAUGAUCGCGCUGCGCUUUCUCUCCGCGCUGCGUCCGCCUCACUCACUCACACUAACCGCUGGAGGCUCGCAGAAGAAGCGCGAGCGCGGGGAGGAUGAGGAUGAUGAUGAUGAGGAGGAGGAGGAUGAUGAUGAUGAUGGAUGCAGUACCGUGCCGUCUGGUGUUUUUAGCGCUGCUCUUUGGAGCCAGGAUCCAGCACACUGAAGCCUUACAGUGCUACUGUCACCGGUCUGAACUGAAGGGCCCCCUGCGGAGAGAGCAGGCGUCUGUUUCUCUGCUCGUGUUUUCUGACGUCUCUCUCCUGCUCUCUCGUUCAGUGCCGACGCAGAAGCCGGCGGUGUUGGGGCCUGUAGCAUUCGCGGCCCUGAUCGCGGGGCCCGUGUGUGUGGUGUGCUUCCUGAUGGUCACCGUCUUCUACAUCUGCCACAGCCGCUCGGUCCUCCACCACCGCGUGCCUAACGAGGAAGACCCCUCCAUGGACCACCCCUUCAUCACAGUGGGAACCACACUCAAAGACCUGAUCUACGACAUGACCACAUCCGGCUCCGGCUCCGGGCUUCCUCUGCUGGUGCAGCGGACCAUCGCCAGGACCAUCAUCCUGCAGGACAGCAUCGGGAAGGGCCGCUUCGGGGAGGUGUGGAGGGGCAAGUGGAGAGGAGAGGAGGUGGCCGUCAAGAUCUUCUCCUCCAGAGAGGAGCGCUCCUGGUUCCGCGAGGCUGAGAUCUACCAGACCGUGAUGCUGCGGCACGAGAACAUCCUCGGCUUCAUCGCCGCCGACAACAAAGAUAACGGCACGUGGACGCAGCUGUGGCUGGUGUCGGACUAUCCAGCGGCCUGGCGCACCUGCACAUGGAGAUCGUGGGAACGCAAGCACGACCGCUACACAGUGACGGUGGAGGGCAUGAUCAAGCUGUCUCUGUCCACAGCCAGCGGCCUGGCGCACCUGCACAUGGAGAUCGUGGGAACGCAAGGCAAGCCUGCUAUCGCUCACAGGGAUCUGAAGUCCAAGAACAUCCUGGUGAAGAAGAACGGCACGUGCUGCAUUGCAGACCUGGGUUUAGCUGUGCGACACGACUCCGCCACCGACACCAUCGACAUCGCACCCAACCACAGAGUGGGCACCAAACGGUAUAUGGCUCCAGAAGUGCUUGACGAUUCAAUAAACAUGAAGCACUUUGAGUCUUUCAAGAGGGCAGACAUCUAUGCCAUGGGGCUGGUCUUCUGGGAAAUUGCCAGCAGAUGUUCUAUUGGAGGCAUUCAUGAGGACUACCAGCUGCCGUACUAUGACCUGGUGCAGUCCGACCCGUCGGUGGAGGAGAUGAGGAGAGUCGUGUGCGAACAGAAACUACGGCCCAACAUCCCAAACAGAUGGCAGAGCUGUGAGGCUCUGCGUGUGAUGGCGAAGAUCAUGAGGGAGUGCUGGUACGCUAACGGAGCGGCCCGUCUCACAGCCCUGCGCAUCAAGAAGACGCUGUCCCAGCUCAGCCAGCAGGAGGGCAUCAAGAUGUAGAGCAUUCCUUUCCCAUCAUCCUUCAGAACCGCAUCACACGCAGCACUUUCACUGACGCCUGCCGCUCGUUUCUGCAUCUCGGUCUUAAACACGGACUCCUGAGGAUGAUGGGCCGUCAUUCUCACUCGGAGCACCAGACCGCGUCAAACACAAGAAGGGUUCUUUUAUUAUUUAUAAGCGGCCGGUGGAUUUGAGUUUGGUUUUUCUCCCAUGGAGGUUUGAUUGAUUUGUACCUGGUGUUUAAUUUCCGCUUAUCACUGCAGUUCUUCAGGUCGGCGGGACUUUUAAUACAUGUGUUCUGUUUUUGCAAAAACAAAACUGGACAUGACCUCAUUCAGUCCUGGCGAACAUGCGUGACAUAUGCAAUACAGAUGAAACCUAUCGACUUUAUAUUUUUACUGCUCUGCUACAACAACUACGAUGACAACCAUGCCUUCCAAGCCAGGUGUUACCAGCAAGUGCCACUGCUUUGAACCAACCAACUAACCAACCCACCCUCACGGUGCGCUGGGAUUCUCUUAUGCACACGGAGCGAGAGCGGGCCACUGGUGCCGUUCUUCAUUCUCUCUGCCUCUCAUUCUCUUCACUGAGGGAUGUAACUACUAUCAGACCUCUUCAUUUACAGCUGGAUUCACGGGAACGGGCUGCGAUCGGUCGGCCGGUUACAGCGAGGUGCACACCACUGACGCUCGACGCAAGCCGGCGACUGAACAAGAACGAAAUAGCAUUACUGAAAGCUGCCCAGACAUACAGUAUGAUUAGAGCGCUCUCGGCGUGCAAAGACCAGGUAUGGUUGAUAUAGAAUGGAUAUUUACUAAGCCAUUGGUUUUCCAACAUUUUGUGGCAACUUUUUCUAAUAGAAUGUAAAUGAGAAGAAAUGUCAAGGACUGCUUUGAAACUCUUUGGAGCGAGCCUUAAGGGACCAACGUGGAGCUGAGUGUAAUGACACGCUGGCUUCAGGACUGUGUGUAAGCCGGUUCGGAAAUGUAGCAGCAGUCGUGUGUGGCUCAGAGCUGGUGAGAUCGUGAAUGAAGAGCGAAAGCUCAACUGCUUUCUCAAGGUAUCAUUUUCUGGUGCUUAUUUAAGCGUGCAACUCGAGAUUCUUAUUUCUCUACAUCCAUACGUUUGACAGUUUCCCGCCGCUGAGUUUUCAGCGAUCUUUAUAGUCAGUCGUGGAAGGAAUCUUCAGUGCAAUGCAAGUCAAGCUCAGUCCACAGCAUUUGUGUCGGAAUGUUGAUCAGCACAAAAUUACAGCAAACGUCAUGGUUGCGAUGAGGCACUUACAAUGGAAAUGAAUGGGGCAAUUUUUGCAGGAUUUAAAAGAUUUAAAAUUGGAAAUUUUGUGAAAGCACUUCUAUUAAUUAUUCUGCUAAAACAUGGGUAUUAUUUGAGCUGCAAAGGAUCAUGUUAAGGUUUUAGCUGUUACAUUAUGACAACAAAUCUGUAAAAUUGGACAGAAAAUGUUUUUUUUUUUUAUACAAAAACAGUGAAUGUAUGUUGUUAUGUGUUCAUUUGCGGCUCAUUUGAAACGCCAUUGUAAGUACCUCACUGGAACGCAGAUUUUUUAAAGGAAAUACAUUUUUGUGAAAACCAACCAAUGCUGUCAGUUUAGUGCGACGUGUAUUGAAUGUGGAUAUUCCUUUAAGAAGCGUAAACGAUGUCACGUGUUGAGCAGUAGCAGUGUUUUAGCAUGUUGAUUGCUCAGGUGAAGGCUUUCUGCUCUUCUGGUGGUCAAACUUCACUGCUAUGCAUCACGAGUCUCUGCUGGAGCACAAACCACACACAGACUCUCCGCAUCUCAUGCAGUUUACAGCAAUUACAUUCAUACAGCUCUUGUUUUUUCCUGAAAUGUGUUGGAAUUGCUUUAGGGAAGGCAUUUCCAGCACACUUCCUUUAAAGCGGAUUGAUUUUGCCAUGUAUUUCUCAGUUGUGCUGAGUUUGAGUUUGUUUGCCAGUCGCUCGGAUGGACAGUAGUGUCAUGAUGGAUUAUUGAUGCGGUUUCAUACGUACAGUGAGUGAAUGAAUGACUCCUGCCACACAUUCAGAUGCACAAUUCCUCAAUGAAGUACUUUUUAAUGUGUGCGUAGGAUGCAGUGACUAUAAAUAAUGUGUACAUGUAUAUAAAUAUGUAUAAUGUUUGUCAGGCUGGGCCCAGUUUGUUAACAGAGAAAGUGUAAAUUAAACCCAGUUUCAGGAAAAGGGAGCGAUCCGGGGAAUCGAUCGGCUCGUUUGAGGGAAUGAGAGUGUAGUUCAGCUUUCUUCAGCAAACACAGAGAGUUCAGCCAGAAAUGAAAAUGAUCACUUAUUCAUCCUCAUGCUGCUCCAAGCCUGUACGCUGAGCUCGGGGA